AGUUGUACCAAAGUCUUCUGGCGUGAGUGACGUAUUUUGGCAUAAUAUUUGGUUGUGAGAAAAAAGACUCUUGUUCAAUAUUCUGCUUUAACAAAUUAGUUAAAGGCUUACAUAAUUCUACAAAGUUCACUUUGCACAAUCAACAAACCUAUUAACUUCUGUUGUAUCAACAUUUUGCGGGUGGUAAUUGCGCAGUGGAUGCGUGUUUGGCAUUACAAAAGUGGUAGAAAACACCGCGAUACAGCCAGACAAAAUUGAUUUUCUGCCAUCCAGUGUUGACUCAACAUUUUUAUUUCUCACUCACUCCCUCGUUUGUUCCAACGAUUGUUUAGUUUGUACAAAAAAAUGGUCGACUCUGCUGAGUACAAUGCCAAAAAAUACCCCAUAAUACAUUUAUUUGAAGAAUGGGAACUAUCACCCAAUAUCAUAAAGACUCUUAUCAUGUGUGGCAUUACAAAUAAAGCCAUCCUAAGGCAAAUGCAUCAGCACGAUCUCAAUGAUAUCUUCUCGAAAAGGAGUCAGAUUGGGGAUAAAAUAUUUUUUCGGUGCAAAUUGCAAAAUUGGCGCGAAGAGAACAAGCAUCCAUCACUGAUUUGUUGUGACACGAACAAACCGAAAACAUUGGUCAAGAUGGAUAGUGACUUGGAUGGCCUCUCCAUAUCACCCAUGUCAUCGAGAUCCUCAUCCCCAGAAGCAAGUUCAUCGCUCCCAAAAGCAAUUGCAAUGCCCUUGCUAACACCAAUUUCCAAGCCAGUCCGUCAUAAUUCCCCACAAACGAGCCAACCAUCUCCCUCAAUUCAGGCUCCCCAAUCCCAUACAACACCAGAAACCAAACCCAGUCUAACUCCUCUGCUUCCUCCUGCCAAACCCGUGCCAUAUUCACCUAUGCCCACAGUUCCCAAUUCAGACUUCACUGAAAGCUCACGCACCUUUGAUGACAGUUUCGAUUUGGAAGCUGAACUCAAGAGAAGCUUCCAGGGACAGAAAAUCCUGGAGAAUUAUCGCAAAUUCAACAUUCUGGGAAAAUCAGAUCAGAAUAAUCUGACAAGGAUUGUUGCUAACUACCAUUUAAUGACAAAGAUGCCACUCUCAGCCCAAAUUUACAUGUUCUAUGUCUCAAAGAUUCAGCAACUGUUCCCUUCAGAAUGCAAGGAAACGUACUAUAUGCCAGCAAACUACAAGAUGCGAAAGCCUCCAAGGGGUAAGCUCUAUGAUCGAUUCAACAACAUGAAACGACAAAUGCGUGCAGCAGAUGAGGAUUCAAUUGUCCAAAGUAUAAGAUCAUCCUAUGGGAGUUACCAGACGCAAACACCAAUUUUUGAAAAUCUAACGGAUAGUAUUAGAUUUCAAUUGGAGUACCCAGAAGAACAAUACUUAGCCAUGAAACAGUGGCUUUUUAAUGCGACUGAUCCUUGGGAGGAUGUAGUCAGUGAAUGGAAAAAGUCAUCUCCAUAUCGUCUCAAUGAAAUAAGACACGAUGCUGAUGCUUCAAAGACUAUUGAGAAAUGGCCGAGAUACCGUGAUCCUCAAGGAUUUGAACUGAUUGAUGUAGACUUUGCGGUGAUGUAUCCUGAUAAAUCUGUGGACUUGCUAGUUAAUUAUGAUUCAUUCUCUGAGAAAAUCCAUAACAUCUAUAGGACUGAGGUCAAAGACAAGUGGAGUGCUAAGCAUCUCGAGAUGCUGGACAACUUUGACGUCAACAAAGAUACAAAGGAUUGUAUAACUGCCCUGUUGAUGCACGCUGUGAUGCAUCCACCAGUUCUUCCUGGUCGUAUCAAAGUGUCCAUUACAGAGGCUCAGCGUGAUCUUGUACUCAUGAUCGAUGACAUCAUGAAUCUGGACAAUGAGAGAGAUAAGUGGGAUCCAUCAGAGCCCAAAAUUAUCGUCGUUGGAGAAGCGCUUGAGGACCUACAAGAAUUCUACGUGGACUUUGACGGAAUCCUCUAUCAACUACCCACCUUCGUCAAAUGUGUCGACACCGUGUUGAAGCUUUGCUUUGUGUUCAACAUCAACUACCCGAUGAAGUCUAAGUACGUCUGGACAUUUUUCCAGCAAUACUUCUUCAAAAUCGAAUCCCCUGAAUGUCAGCCCAAAAUUAUCAAUCUCCUAGGAAAAUUGAAUAGUUAAGGAACUUAUCCACUUUUCCUAAUAAAAUACUCUACAAACUACAAGCCAUUAUUUAGAGUUAGACAAAAUGAUGUAUAAGACUAUGAAUUAAAAUAAUUCUGAAAUAAAAA
Messenger RNA from Phlebotomus papatasi, 2237 nucleotides. RefSeq lists its product as uncharacterized. The transcript has 6 exons. The record is from RefSeq and is a predicted model, not a curated record. NCBI's taxonomy places the organism in Eukaryota, Metazoa, Arthropoda, Insecta, Diptera, Psychodidae. The coding region runs from base 346 to 2127 and encodes 593 amino acids.